GCAGUGCCCUUUGGGACUUAGCCUGAAAAAUGAAUCCAGUUGUUUCCCAGCCAGGAUAUGGGACAGGGGGUAUGAUGACUAGUGACUGGCAAUCUGGCGUGUUUGACUGCUGUGAUGACCUGGGGAUUUGCCUCUGUGGGACUUUCUUUCCCCUGUGCCUUUCCUGUCAGAUCGCUUCUGACAUGAACGAAUGCUGUCUGUGCGGAGCAAGUGUCGCCAUGAGGACCUUGUAUCGAACGCGAUAUGGCAUCCCGGGUUCUAUUUGCAGUGAUUUCCUAUGGCUGGGAUGCUUCCCUCAAUGCACUCUUUGCCAACUCAAGCGAGAUAUUGAGAAAAGAAAAGCAAUGAAUUCUUUCUAAAAAGUGCUUACAACUUGGUCAUAUUCACAAUGUGGGGAAAGAAAUGCUGGAAUAACACACACACCUGCUGUGCAAACUCACCCAAAUCUUAGAAAGCAAUUCAACUAAUCCUAUGGCUUCCAAUGGCUUCAAGACCUUUUUAAUUUCCAGUUUAUUCCAAAACAAAUUUAUUUCCAGUGCUAUUCUCUAAAAUGACUGCUAUUAAAAAAUUAAUGUCCUCAACA
Messenger RNA from Suricata suricatta (meerkat), 583 nucleotides. RefSeq names its product placenta-specific gene 8 protein-like. The coding region runs from base 30 to 359 and encodes 109 amino acids. The record is from RefSeq and is a predicted model, not a curated record. The transcript is spliced from 4 exons. Lineage: Eukaryota; Metazoa; Chordata; Mammalia; Carnivora; Herpestidae. Gene Ontology annotation, biological process: positive regulation of transcription by RNA polymerase II.